AUGUCGGUUAUUGUUGGUAAAACAGUUGAUGUUCUCGAUUGUUAUGAAGGUCGUGAUGCUGCUAUUACAUUUACACUUUAUUUAUGCUGUUUAAUAAGUGGAUAUUAUCCACGUAAAUCAAGCAUGCAUAAAUGUUUACAACGUAUAUUUAAACGUUUAGAAGAUGCACGUGUUGUUUUACGUCUCUAUGAUGAUAUAGCAAUUCUUCGAGAUUUUUUUACAUAUGAAUUAAGACCUGGAGAGCGAAAUAAUAUAGUCCGUUUUUUAAAAUGUUUACAUUAUAUUUCAUGGCUUUGUUAUUAUCCAUCUGAACAUAUCUUAUGGCUUGGACAAAUGAAAAUGAUUAAAAUCGAUGCUGAUUUAUGGGAUUUCUAUACAAAUUUUUUCUGGGCAUCAGCAUUACUUACUUCUGCUCUAUGGAAUGCUUAUGUUGUCUUACAAUAUAUGACUCAAAAGACUUAUAGUAAAGAAAAAGAAGAAGAAGAGAAAAAAUCAUUUAUACCAUGGACUGCAUCACGUAAUGCUAUGUUAGCAAGUAUACGCGAUGGUACAGAAUUCAUGGUUGCCGUUCAUUAUUUACCUCAAGGUUAUUUAUGGGCAUCAACAUUGACCUAUAUUCAAGUGGGCUUGUUUGGUACUUGCUCUGCUUCCUUACGUCUCUACGCACUUUUUAAAUUUCAAGAAAAUUAA
Molecule: messenger RNA, 690 nt
Organism: Adineta steineri
Lineage: Eukaryota; Metazoa; Rotifera; Eurotatoria; Adinetida; Adinetidae
Source: the annotation of a GenBank genome assembly